UUCUGUCCAACCCAGCAAACGCGCUUCACGCGAAAGAAGGAGACACCUCAGAGCUGCAGGGAGGACAUUUAACAUUUUGUUUGAUCAACACUUGCCUUGACUUUGUUCCGUGUUUGUGGAUGAGGCGCUUAGAAAGGAAGAAAAUCAACGUCGCAUGCAGGUUUUCCUCAAAACAGUUUUUGACUAUCGGAAACACUCUCUUGUCUGAGAGAACAUCAAGGCAAAGUGGGGGAAUAAAAAAAUGAAGUUUCUCACCAGUGUGAGUUACCACGACGCUCACCAGAUGUGUACGUGUCCGUCUAAGGCCAUCAGAAGCUGAAGACAGGUCAUUUUUAAAAGUGCAACUGACCCCUCCGAGCUGCCACCAUGGCCCUGGUUCAGGCUCUGCCCAUAUCUGCUGAGCCCCACGCCACCAUCCACAGUGGAGGAGCUCGCCGACGACACCAGUCUGGCCCUUCACCCCCCAUCAACCUGCCACCACCCACUCUGGAUCCAAUGGGCUCAGGCAGUAGCCUCGUCACCACACGUCAGAAUCCCUACCAGGACCAUCGCUCUGCUGCAGAGCUGGGGGGCAGAGGUCGGCGGCCAACGCCAGGGGCUUCCUGCUUAGGCUCCGAGUUACCCAGAGACCCACUGCUGCAAACUGUCCCACCUCUGAAGAAACAGAACUCCACAACAUCCGGCAGAGGACUGGAGAAGGAGUGUCGGAACGGGAACUAUACUUAUAUAAAUGAGGACUAUGUGGGGGACUGGAACGACAACCUUAUUAGACCUCCGAGCCUGGAAAGCGAGCUGGAAGAGACUAAAGAGGGUCUCAGGUUGAAUGGGAAUGUGGGGGGACCUCCUCCGAGGCUCAUCCCAGUGUCAGGAAAACUGGAAAAGAACAUGGAGAAAACAGUGUUGCGGCCCACUGCCUUCAAACCUGUCAUUCCCAAGAGCCGCUCCGCCAUGCAGUAUCUCUCCCCUCGCCACGGUGCCAGUGCCCCUGAAGGCCAAAACAACCUGAACCUGCUCAGCCCCGCCCACAGGGAGGUGUCCCCGUCCUGCUCUGAGAAACGCAGCUCCUACAGCGGCGGACGCAACGCCAGCAGCGGCAGCAGCCAGUCUUGCUCGUUGUCCGACUCGGGCCGCAACUCCCUCUCUAGCCUGCCACCUUUCAACGGUGCCACCUACAGUCUUGCUUCAGCCGAGGUCCCUGCAGGUCACCUGGAGCCCAUAAGGAGCGUCCCAUCGGUCGGCACACAUGGACACACCAACUCAGACAGCGGCCGCUCAUCCUCCAGUAAGAGCACGGGCUCUGGCUCCAUAAGUGGCCGGGGGCAGCAUCAGUCCGACAGCGGGUCCGGCGGACGCUCCCCCGGCCCCGUGGAGGGCUACGAAGGCGUGGUGAGGGACCUGGAGGACAAACUGAGGGAGAGGGAUCUGGAGCUGCAGCAACUCAAAGACAACCUGGACGAUAAUGAAGCUGCUAUUUGUCAGGUUUAUGAGGAGAAGCAGAAGCGCUUCGAGUUGGAGCUGGAGGAGCUGAGACAGAGCUGUGCCACCAGGAUGCAGGUGGCGUCUCAGAAGGCCCAGCGUGCUCAACAGGUGCUACAACUGCAGGUUUAUCAGCUCCAGCAGGAGAAGAAGAAGCUGCAGGAGGACUUUGCUCAACUCUUAAAGGAGAGGGAGCAGCUGGAGGAGCGCUGCACCUCCUAUGAACACGAGAAGAUCCAGCUGGGGCCUCGGCUGGAGGAGACCAAGUGGGAGGUAUGUCAGAAGUCGGGGGAGAUCUCCCUGCUGAAGCAGCAGCUGAAGGAGGUGCAGAGUGAGUUGGCUCAGCGCGUGGGCGAGAUCGUCUCUCUGCGAGGUCAGCUCAGAGAGACUCGUGGCGAGCUCACCAACACUCAGGUGCUGCUUCAGGAGGCCCAUGGCACGACACGCACACGGACCAUGGAGCUGGAGGUGUGCGAGAACGAGCUUCAACGUCGAAAGAGCGAGGCGGAACUACUCAGAGAAAAGGUGGGGCGCUUGGAAGGAGAGCUUUCUCACCUCAAGGACACCCUGGCCAAUCAGGGGCCAGGAAACAGACAAUGUCAGGUGUUCCAGGAAGCCGAGGAGCACCUGCUUGCCUACGAAAGCGACGAGGCGAAGGCCCAGCGGCAGAGCAGCGCUGAGGCGCUGCAGGGCAUGAAGACGCAGAUGGAAGGGUUGAAAUCGGAUUUGGCCUUCGAACGCAAGAAGGUCGAACAGCAAGCAGGAGGUUUUGAGGAGGAGAGGCGGAUAUGGCAGGAGGAGAAGGACAAAGUGAUCCGCUACCAAAAACAGCUGCAGGAGAACUAUGUGCAGAUGUAUCGCAGGAACAGAGAGCUGGAGCAGCUCCUGCAGGAGCUCAGUCUGGAACUGGAGAGCAGAGAGGAGGACGAGGGCAGCGGCAACGAGAUCAAUUUUGAUGAGAUUGCUGCAACAGAAAUCUGAUCCUCAUGGAUGUCCUUUUUUAUUUUAUUUGCACUACAUUUAACGCCCUUCCUCCCUUCCCCUGUAGCAAUAUCUUGUGUUCUUUAUGUGACUAACAACCAGACAAGUGUCUCCACACUUCAGCUGUGACUACUGUCGCUCUUGAGAGUUGUUGACCCUUAAAUGUCAUUAACCACACUAACUCUCUGCUCCUACUAUAGAAGCUGCCAUUGCACUGAUGAGUCGGCCGAGUCCUGGUGAUAUUUCACACCUUUAGGAGUUUGUGAGUAACUUUGGUCAACGUUCACCACCAUCCUCCUCCUGUCCUGGUUCUGACCGCAGUAUCCCUGCUGGGUUUAUCGUUAUACUCCCACUCUGUCCACAGUUUCACUGAUACAGUCGAUGUGUCAACCACAGAUUCAUUGUGUCAUGGUAAGAUUUAGGUGUUAAUGUCUUUGAGAAACUGGAUGAUGGCAGAGUUCAGAUCAUUUUUGCUUUUACUUAAACUACAUCAUGGACAGCCAUAAAUCCCCUAAAAGAGUCUGUACUAUCCCUGUAGCAACAAAUUAGUAUUGAGGUUCUGAACUAUAUUAUGAAACAAAACCUACAGUAAGUGAUAUUGACACCUUCCAUUAAAGACGCACUGGCUUCCCUUUUCCACCUUUACAUACCAACUUAAAAAUAAUCUCAACCACAGAUUACCCAGUUACCUCUGGGUAAUAGUCAAAAGUUCUUUUGGCUUUUUCGCAGCAUAAAUUACACUGUUCUAAAUAACACCUCUGCUUUACAGUAUACGAGCCUGGCAGCCAGUUUCAAUGCAUGUUCUUGUUUAAUCUCCCUAUUUACCGUUGUGGCCUCGAGAUAUGCAGCUGUCGGCGUGAGUUUAAUCUGUUCAGGCUUGUUUUGAUCUUUAAAGCCAAUAUGCAAGCUAAGCUAAAAUGCUUCCUGAUGAGAAAAUAUGAGUGAAUACCAGUUAAGAUAAAGAGUCAAGCAGAAAUUAUAGUGGACAUCAUACAUCAUCAGAUGCAGUGUUUUGCAAAAGUGUCACUCUUCCAUAUUUUACCAUGUCAUCACCACAGACAUCAUUGGACUUCAUUGGGAUUUUGUGUGAAUGACGAACAUAAAGAUGGAAAAGGAUGCAUAGAUUUCAAAAUUCCCUUUAGUUGCAGCUGCAAAUCCUUUUGGGGUCUAUUUACUACCUUUGCACAUAGUGACUUAAACUUUUGCCUUUUUUUAAAAAUUUUUUAUAAAGUAACCCAAGCAUAGCCAGAUUGGUUGGAGAGCUUCCAUUUUAAAGUCUUGCUAUAGUCUCCCAGCUAGUUUUAGGUAUUGAGAUUGUGUAUUCUGGGUGAUGUGUGGCAUUUGUGCUCCACCAUGAAUGGCACUUGGCUUGUAGACCAAUCUCAGAUUGAACAGCAUUCAUCAACUAAGGCGAUAUCUGAAGGCAAUUUGUUGCGCUGGAUUAUUUUUAGGGGUAUCAGAGUAAAGCUGUCUGUAAAUAAUAGUGUAAAACAUGUUUAAAACCAUGUGUCAUAUGCCUUCCACUUAUGCACAACAUUGUGCUCGUCCAUCACCAAAAAUCCUAAUAAAAUAGAUGAAAGUUUGUGGUUGAAACGUGACAAAAUGUGAAAAAGUUGUAGAGGUGUCAAGUCUUCAGUAAAGCACGGGAUAAAAUGUAAGCAGACCUUCUGCUUGGCGAUGCGAAGGGCUCAUUGUUCUCUAGCAAGAGCAAAGAGAAGCAUGUUACAGCACUAAGCCACAUUAGUGAUAGCCUCGGCUUUUAAUCAGGAAAAAGUUGUCAUUUCCUCUUUUUGCUGUGACGUAUUAUAUUUGUUUAUUACAUCCCUGAAACGGAGAGUUCUUGCACUGAAGAAUGUAUUUGGACUACUUGCCUCCACUGAUCUUUAACAUUUUAGUUCCAAUAAACCAGAAACCCAAAUGUUUUUUUUUGUUUUAUCAGAUCUUCUGCAAAUAGGGUUUAUAUAUUGUCUUUUUGCUCCCACAGGCGUCUGCCUGUCCCCAUAAAUAAAAACAUAACCACUGUGAAUAGACCAAAGCAAUGUCCAACAUGUCUAUUUUCCUCCAACAGAUGCAAAGCUUGGUUUAACCGUGUGUGAAUUUUUUGUUCGUUUCCUCACUACAAAUUUUAUAACCUUCAAUAUUUGUAUGAAGACAUUAAAUGUAUAUUUUCAUGCUGUACAUUUCUUGAACAAAACCAAUGUGGUUUUAAUUAAAAUGUGAUUUAAAAUCAA
Xiphophorus hellerii (green swordtail) is the source of this 4688-nucleotide messenger RNA. Its product is annotated as leucine zipper putative tumor suppressor 2 homolog. NCBI's taxonomy places the organism in Eukaryota, Metazoa, Chordata, Actinopteri, Cyprinodontiformes, Poeciliidae. The record is from RefSeq and is a predicted model, not a curated record. Gene Ontology annotation, biological process: cell division; negative regulation of canonical Wnt signaling pathway. The transcript has 7 exons. Bases 367 to 2457 code for a protein of 696 amino acids.